GUUCAGAGCUGCGGAUGCAGCAGGUGAGAACUUCAGAGAAGAAAGCCGUCGCUGUCAUCUCGAUCAUCCCUCCACUUUCUGCUCUUGUUCAACGAAUCCUUUUUCUGAAUUCAAAUUUGUUUCAUGGACACUUUUUAGUUUGCGAUUUUCCUGUCAUCAGGAGUUUUGGGAGUUCUUGUUUUUGUAUGCGCGCGGAAUCCAGACAUGGCUGAAGCACCGCCACCACAGGGUCUACCUGAUGACAUUGACCCGGACUUUGAGCCCCUGUCCCGCCCGCGGUCUUGCACCUGGCCUUUGCCCCGACCCGAGCUGGUUGACCCCGCCAGCUCCGCCACGUCCUCCCCGGCGCCGUCUGUGCAGCAGGAACCGGGAGGAGCGGAGUUCAUCAGCGGGCUCGGCUUGUUAAAGGAGGACUAUGAGGAGUACGCAGAGGAGAAGCAGCCCUGCGGGGUCUUUCAGUGUCAGGACGGGAGCUGCGUGCAGCUCCAUCACCUGCAGCAGCAGCAGCAGGUCCCGCAGCUGCCGCCUCAGCAACAGGUGCCCCCUUCAGGGGUCCAGAGAAAGAUCAGCUCAUCCCGGCGCAACGCCUGGGGGAACAUGUCGUACGCUGACCUCAUCACCAAAGCCAUAGAGAGCUCACCUGAGAAGAGGCUGACGCUCUCGCAGAUCUACGACUGGAUGGUGAAGAGUGUGCCUUACUUCAAGGAUAAAGGGGACAGCAACAGCUCCGCGGGCUGGAAGAAUUCCAUCAGACACAAUCUGUCUCUGCACAGUCGCUUCGUGCGUCUCCAGAAUGAGGGGACGGGAAAAAGCUCCUGGUGGAUGCUGAACCCAGAGGGAGGAAAGAAUGGAAAGUCUCCUCGACGCAGAGCAGUCUCUAUGGACAACAACAAUAAGUUUGUGAAGUUCAGAGGAAGAGCGGCAAAGAAAAAAAUGUCUCUGCAGGAAGGAGUUGAAGGGGGAUCACGCAGCCCUGUCUCCCAGUACUCGAGCUGGCUGGGAAGCCCAAACUCCCACAGUAAUGACGGCUUAGAAGCCUGGAGCUCAUUCCGAGCGCGCACAAGCUCAGACGCCAGCUCUGUGAGCGGCCACUGUUCACCCUUCACCUCAGAGCACGAUGACCUGGUGGAGUCUGAUGGCCACAUGAUGUAUCCUGGAGCAACAGGGGCCAAGAUAACCUUGCCCAGCCUCUCCGAGAGGUCUGGGUCCAUGAGCCAAGGUGGCUCUGAACAUGUCAUGGAGAAUUUGCUGGAUAACCUGAACCUCCUGUCUCCUAAAGCCCACCAGCUGAGCUCAGAGUCCUCACAUUCCUCAAACCCUGCCAUGCUUAAGAGCACUUCCUACAGCCCAACUGCAUUGACCUCAGAAUACCAUGAGUGCAUGUAUGGCCAGGUCAGGAUGAACUCUCUGUCCCCUGCUCCCAUGCAGACACUUCCAGAGACCAAACCGGGAUUUGGAGCUUAUGAGAACCAGUACAUCUGUCCAGCAGGUCUCCUCAAAGAGCUGCUGACAGCAGAUGCAGAUGCCAGCAGGGACACCAUGACAUCUUGUAAUCCCAAAGGGGCGGAAAUAUCCAGGGGAAGUUGCAGAAUUCCCACAUUCAACAGUCCGAGCCACUUGGGGUGUCCUACCGGCAUAAAAACUAUGACCCCCCUCCAGAGUCACCCAGCUCUUCGAGUAAACCCACGAGCUUUACAUGAUCACAGCUCCGCUGCUCCUAGAGACUUGAACGGCUCUAGCAUGAUUCCAUGUUUUUCAGCUGCCCCCCCACAAUUGACAAGGGCGAGAACAAGUAUGCAGCCGCCCCAUGGACACCCAGCACACACUAAUGAUUUCUCUGCAAGCUACAGCAGCAGCUACCGAGACCUAAAUCCUGUCCACCAGCGGGGUCAUCAUCAGGAGCGGCUACCCAGUGACCUGGACAGCGUGUCCAUCGAGAGGCUCGAAUGUGACCUGGAGUCUGUCCUCCACGACACUCUGAUGGACGGAGGCGCCCUGGACUUUAACUUUGACCCCGGAGCCCACGGGUUUCCCGAGAGGGUGAAAGCAACCACACACAGCUGGGUAUCAGGAUAGGAAGCCUGCUACUCCAGAGACAGGUUUGGCACGACGUCGCUUCCCUUCAUUCAAAGAGAGGAAACUCGACAUGAACCGCCACCGUCGGGUUCUGUGAGGGGAUUGACAACAUACCAUGUGCCAACACAACAAGCCAAUUCUCAGAAUCCUAGAAUACAUUCUCUGUUAUCUUUGGAGAAAUACUGCUAAACUCAGAGUAAACUUCACAGUUUAGUCGACAAUGUUUUUUGGACACUGAUGAGCCAAAUGUGUGAUUGUAACAAGGACACAUCAAGAAACCAAGUUUUAAAUGAAAAUAAUAAACCAAAGUUUUUGAGGUAAGACUUGCUCUUGGAUUUCGAUGUCUAGUAGAUGAGGAACAAGUUCAACUUUUCACAUUGACAUUUGAAUUUAUAGACCAGGUAAUUGUUAGAGCAAAGCUAUUUACUUAGAUGUUUACAUCUACCAAUCGUUUGUUGUGUUACAGCUUUGGGCUGUUCAAGCUCACUAGAGCUUUGUCCAGACGCACUCUUUACAAGCAUUUGUCAAAAGGGCUCAUUAUUGACAGCAAUGAAUUUGUGAGAACUGCUGCUCUAAGCGUACAGUAGAUGUGGAGUUUCUUUGGCUGUGCUGCAGAAAUGGAAUUUCAGGAAAUUAUGGUGGAUGUUCGGCUGUUUUAAAAAAUGUAUAUACACAGACCUCACCUCAGAACGUGUGAUCUGAUGAGUCCUGUUGAAAGCAAUUUAUAAUAUUUUUGACAUCCAUAAAUCGGGAUGACAGAAACCUCAACCAAUUAAGUGUUGUUUCCACUGAGCGGUCCAUAGAAAAGUGGAAUGGACCCAUUAGGGUGGAGAUUCUGUCGUCACACAAUAUAAAUUAUUGAUUGGCACAAAGGUAUCACAACAAGAAGCGUCCUACCAGCGCUUUUUUUUUGUCCUCUUUUCAGCUUUAUUCUUCCUCACCCCGCAUAAUCUUCUUGCAAAGAAUAAUAAAUUCUUUACAUAUACUGUAGUAUUGCCCCAUAUUUGCGGGGGGUGGGGACCUGGGAGAUGCUGAAUCCGCAAAAAUGGAGAAACCCCUCCUCCCCCGUUUUUGUCUCCCCCAACCCCCGCGGAAAAAGAAUGUCUUACCGAUCCAUAUUAAAAACACUUCUGGUUGUGCUUUGUAAAACAUUUAUUGAAGAACACUGGAAUAUUGUUUAACAUAAAGAACUUUUUUUUCUUUUUUUUUUAGAACAAUAGAUUGUUCUACAGCGUAGAGGCCAGCUUCAUAAACAUCUGCUCUGGAUUAUAAUUAUCCUUCGGGUUAUCUUAUUAAUUUUCUGUUUCUAAGUCAGCCGAUGUAGCUUCUCUUUCGCUGUCGUCUCAUUAUUUUGACGCACAGCUACACUGUGAUGGUCCAACGCUCACUUGAAUUGCCCGGACAAUUUUAAACCGGCCAAGAGGGGACUGGUCUGGUCCGUACCGCUCAGUGGAAACGAGGCGUUGGUGCAUCACUAAUCAUCAUUAAACUAUUUCGUUUUAAAGUCCCACUCUGAUCAUCUUUUGAUGUUUUUUAAAAGUGGUCAUUUAAUUAUAGUCUUUAGCAAAAGUGUAAAAAGCCUGUAUUGCUUUCUGGGACAUUGCUUCAGCAGAGCGGCCGGAGUUCAUUUUAAAUUUACCUUUGAGUUGCUCUAGGCAAUGAGUAAGCCCAUCCCCUUCCCAUCACCCGUUUACACUCUCCCGCUAGCUUGCAGCCUCUACAUCCCCAACAGCGUAAUUUUAUAUAUAUAUCUCCUCCAUCAUGAGAGAAAUGCCACAAAAACACAAUUUUCACGGAGUGGGCCUUUAAUCUGGCUGACAUAUAGCCGUAAACUCUACAUUUUUGCAUGGCUACUGACAGCUUUAGUGUUCUCCAAGGCUUCUGUUUCAAGCUGAAAGUCAAUUUUACGUAAUGUUUAGAUUCCAGAGUUUAUGUAGGCGAGAAGGAACUUUCAGAACCUUUGGAUCUUCUGGUUGGAAUCACACCACAUUAGACAAAUCUACUUAACAUCAGCAAACCUUUCUUUAUAACAAGUUUAGAUAUGAAAAAAUGGUGCUUUUGUAUAGAAAAUCUUCAGUCUAUGUCACCAUUGCCGUUUUUUAUGAAGGUAUUUAUUCAUAUUGUAUUUCUAUUGUAGAUAUUUUUUAAGAAACAAGUGUGUAUGUUGUCUAGAAAAUAUGAAAUGUAUUGAAGUAACUAUCAUGUAAUCUUUAUUUUGUAAUCAUUCUAAAGAAGGACAUUGCAAAAGGCUGCCUUUUAAAGAACUCUUUCUAUGAUUAUUGUGUUUUUAUGCAGUAAAUGAGAAAUGUUCUUUGUUUUUUUAUGCUCUUUUAUGUAAUCAUGUUUUUGAUCAAUUUAAGUGGAUAAUGUAUCAUCUGUAAAUGUCUGUAAAAUUUUUGCUGCUGUUUUUCUUAUCUCUUUUUCUGAAAAGGGACACAUGGGAGACAGGAAGAUUUUGUUUUGUGAUUAAAAACAAAAGAACAAGAGUUAAUGUAGGGAUCUUGAAGUGAUAAAAAUAGUUGAUAAUAUUGAGUAAACACAGUAAAUAGGUUUGCUUGUGACCUGGCGAUUACAGCGGUUGUUCACAAAGGAGCGACUGUUUUUACUGGAUCAUGAAGCAGCACCUCUUUUACGUGCCUCAGACAUAUACUGUUGUACAAACUGUCAUUUUCUUAGCCAUAUGUAGUUUGUACAUGACUCUUAGAAUACUUUUCAUGUACUGGUGUGUAAUUAUCCUGACAGACAUGCUUGUUUACAUAUUUCAGUUCUAAUUAUAAGUGCAGAUAUGAGUUCUCGUACCUCAAAAUAUUUUACCUCUGAAGUGCUGAAGGGAUUUUUUUUCCAUUAAAACUUUUUUUCUUCAUUUUGACAAUGUAUACAUUUAUUUGUUUUCUGUGUUUGAUUAAUGCUGAAGUGAGUCAUUUCAUGACAUAAACAGAAAAAGGCUUCAUCUGCCAGAACUCUUAUACUUGAAGAAUCUUAUAAAAAAUUAAUAAGAAGAAUGAUGAAUAAAAUCUGAAAUUGCAAAAAAAAAGUUUGUUUUAAAAUUAGAAACAUGGUAGAACCAGAAUAAUUAGCAAAAAGAGGCUCUAAGCUUGACAUAAAUAAUUAAUCUUUAUUUUGUUUUUUUUUAUUUAGAAAAACAAUGUUCUCAAUUAUAUUCACAAUAUCAUGUUUUUAGACAAAAAUGCAGGUUUUGAAUGCAUCAACCAACUUUGCAAUUAAAGAAAAAUAGAGCCAAACAAAUGUCUGACUGUCUUUAUAAUGUUAACCCUAUGUAACAACCCUUAUCACAUUAGAUACAUGCAUGUCUGAUUCAACUGUGGUCCAUGUUUUCUGCCCUGUAGUUCAUCAUCAUUCCACUAGGGGCAGUAGAA
Molecule: messenger RNA, 5453 nt
Organism: Oryzias melastigma (Indian medaka)
Lineage: Eukaryota; Metazoa; Chordata; Actinopteri; Beloniformes; Adrianichthyidae
Product: forkhead box protein O1-A
Exons: 4
Coding region: 205-2076 (623 amino acids)
Biological process (GO): regulation of transcription by RNA polymerase II
Cellular component (GO): nucleus
Molecular function (GO): RNA polymerase II cis-regulatory region sequence-specific DNA binding; DNA-binding transcription factor activity, RNA polymerase II-specific
Source: RefSeq, a predicted model, not a curated record